GGCGGAGCGCUGCCCGGCGGCGGCCGCCAGGUACCUCCCCCCGCUGCCGCCUCCUCCGCCCCCUUUUGUGGCGGUGCCGGGCGGCCGCUGGGUUUCCUGCUGACGCCGGAGAACCGCGGAUGGGCAGGAAAGGCCGCCCCCGCCGCCUCUGCUCCAGCCCGCUGGCUCCCGCCUCGGCCCCGCUCGCCCCGCCGGCAGGAGCGCGGAGCGGGCCGCACUGAAAGCCCGCCAGGAGAAGCGGGCGGAGAGGGCGCAGGUGCGGGGCAGGCCCGAGCGGCAGUGCUGAGGGGAGCGGACAUGGCAGCCCCCGCUUCUUGAAUGCUGUCAGCUACCCCCCUGCCGCCGAUGGCUGAAGCCUGGAGGCUGGAGGAGGACGAGGAGGAGCUGCGGGAGCUCGGCCGGAGGCACCGGAGGGUCGCCCUGAGCUCGGCGGCAGAUCGCUCUGAAAGAAAUAAACCAGACUGCCGCUCUUCAGGCCAAGGACCCUUGUCAUCCAUAAGAGCAGCGAUCAAGAGAUCUUCUCGGACCUCUAGCCAUAGCGAACAACAGAGGGAUAGAAGGCGUCCUGAAAUUACAAUAGUUGCUGCUGAACCCCUCCGGUCAUCCUCCUGGUUUCCAGGUGCAAGCCCUGUCACUCCUCAGGGAUUAGGAUUCCCUUCUGCUUCAUCUCAUGCUCAGUGGAGGAGAAACGAGCAUAUUCCAGCUGAGCUUCCACCAUCAUAUGAGCAGGUGAUAAAAGAAAUCAGUCAAGUGCAAGUCAAUACAACAAAUAACAAUAAUGCUGCUGCUCCUAGACAUACCACUACUUCUGCAACACAAACUGACUUUCCAGAGGAACUAAUCAGCCAUUUGCCAGGAAGUAAUGUAAGAACUAGUGUGCCUACACACUGGGAAUCUGCAGGCUAUCCAGGGCAGAGUCCUCUUAAGCCUCCUAGGCCUUCUGCAUCUCUCCUGCACAGGCCUCCUUCAGAAAAUGAGAAUCCCUUAAUAGUCUUUGAAAUUUCUGAAGGUCAGAGGUGCCAAGAAAAUCCCAGUGCUGUGAUAUGUCCUGUGCCAAAGCCAAGAUCAAGAAGCAAUCUCAGACCUCUGGUCAAAAAUACGGAAAGUGAGAAUGACAAUGGAGAGGAAGUGAACCAGUCUACCACAAAAAGGCAGCAACCUCCAAUUCAGUCACCUGUCUUAGAUGAUAACUUACUAGACAAUCACUUGGUAAUGGACAGCAUGAGUACAGAAAAGAGCCAAAAUAGCAUUGUUUCAAGGAUCAAAGUUUUUGAAUCCCAAGGAACUAAUGAUACCUCAGGAUUAACAAAAAAGCCAGAAAUCGCCCCUCGUUUGUUUGCCCCAAGACCUGUUACUGCAAAGAAGCCAGUAGUCGCUCCAAAGCCAGGGGUAAACAGAAUUUCAGGAGACUGGGAUGCAUGGACAGAAAGCAAAUCAACACCUUCCAAGGAACUGCAGCCUCAACCUGAAGUAGUUGCAAGCAGUGUUGUAGCCAAACCUGAACUGCCAAAGAAGCCAAAACCUGGCCUCGUUAAAAGUAGUAGUAGUGAUUUUCUUGAUGCAAGGAGUGGAUCAGUUGCAGAGAACAGUGAUGGACAAAAGAAAUAUCCUGUUCCUGCUCCAAGGCCUCUUGUUCCUAAAAAGUCAUGUUAUGCAGAAAAUCCUGCCCUUUCUUUGGCCUCACUGAAGCCAAUUGCUGCUCCCCCACGGGCUUCCGUAUCUGCCCAAGACAAAGGUUUCAAGUCUCUGGGGGAACUGUCAUCUGCAGCCAACUUCUCAGAACCUGCUUUGCAAAAUAAACCAGAUGUGGAAGGAGAUCUGAUCAGUUUUGAUGAUGAUGUUUUGCCCCUAAGUCCAACUUCCAUAGUUAAUGAUAGUGUCAGUCCUGAAGCAGCAGCAGAUCCUUUUCAGUUCCUCACCAAAAGUGAACCCGCAAAGGAACAAACUGUUCAACCACCCAUAGCCCGGAAACCCACUGUGAUCCGAAUCCCAGCUAAACCCGGGAAAUCUUUAAAUGAAAUCCUGCAUAGCCCUCCGCCACUUCCUGCUGAAAAGCCUAUUGGGAACACCUCUGAUAUCACAGUGGGAAAACAGAACAGUGGUGACCUAAUAAAAAAAGGGGAGUUGGAUCAUUCAGAAAAAGGUGGAGUGCCACAGCUAGAUCCUCUAUUACCCCCAAGGCCUGUGAAUGGAAAAAUUAUACCUGCUCGACCUCCCCCACCUAGAAAUGUUCCUGGGAGGCCACCUCCACCAAAACUCUCUGCAACCAAGACCUCAUCCCAGAAGGAAGCUCUUUCACGGUCUACAUCUGACAUCGCUCCUGACAGAAAAACCAGCAAGUUCAGACUGGGACCCAAGAGAACAAAAAGUUCAGUCUUUAAAAAUUCAGAUCCAGCAUUACCUCCUAGACCUAAACCAGGUCAUCCUCUCUACAAUAAAUACAUGCUACCUGUGCCUCAUGGAGGUGCCAAGGAAGAUUGUCUUCCCAGGAACACUGGAGAUCUGUCUUGUAAGGACUCAAAUCACCCUCCAAAAGUUUCUGACACAAGUGCACCUCAUGCUGUAGUCCUGCAUGAUUUUCCUGCAGAGCAUCCUGAUGACCUGGAACUCCAUUCUGGAGAUACUGUUUGUCUUUUGGAGAAAAUCGAUACUGAGUGGUACAGAGGAAAAUGUGGGAAUCGCACAGGGAUAUUUCCUGCCAGCUUUGUUAAAGUAGUUAUUGAUGUUCCAGAAGAAGGCAACAGGAAAAGAAUACCAUGUUCAUCACAAUGUAUUAAAGGCCCAAGAUGUGUAGCACGAUUUGAAUAUAUCGGAGAUCAGCAAGAUGAGCUCAGUUUUUCAGAAGGUGAAACUAUUAUCCUGAAAGACUAUGUAAAUGAGGAGUGGGCCAAAGGAGAGCUCAGAGGCAUAUCUGGAAUCUUCCCCUUGAACUUUGUGGAAGUAAUUGAAGAUCUGCCUGGAACAGGUACAGGAGCAACACUAAAGAACAAGGUGGAGGUUUCUUCUUCCCUUCCUCAGAACAACAGACGCUCAGUACAGUGGUGUGAAGCGCUUCAUGAUUUCACAGCAGAAACCAAAGACGAUUUAUCCUUUAAAAAGGGUGACUACAUCCAAAUACUGGAACAAGUAGAUCCAGAGUGGUAUAGAGGAAGACUGAAUGAAAAGGAAGGGAUUUUCCCAGCAGUUUUUGUUCAGAUCUGUUCAGCCAGAGUAGAGAUGUCACAGUCUGUAGGAGGGAAGAAAGGAAAAGCCAAAGCUCUUUAUGAUUUUCAUGGAGAAAAUGAAGAUGAGCUUUCCUUCAAAGCAGGUGAGAUAAUAACAGAGCUGGAAUCUGUGGACGAGGACUGGAUGAGUGGAGAGAUACAAGGAAAGUCUGGGAUGUUUCCCAAGAACUUUGUUCAGAUUUUAAAAGCACCAUGAGUGUUGCUUCUCUUUGUACUCCCUGCACACAGGAGAGAACGUUUUCUAUCCUAAAGGCACAGCAAAGACAUCAACGUGUUUUGACUAUCAAUGUUUUGCACUACUUUUUCUAGACAGUCAUACUAGUAUCUUGAAGUCAAGUAAGAGAAUUGGAGUCUUUUGUGACAGUGUAUAUAGUCAAGCUUCAUGAAUGCUCUGAGAGCAAAUACAAGCAGGGUUUUUAGUGGUUUCCAACCAGGGAAAUACUGUGGUGCAACACCAUUUUAACUUAAAAUAGAAUUCUACUACAUAUACUAUCUGGUAUUACAUUUAUCAUGCACAAAGUUUGCAUAAAGCUUCUUUGGGCUUCUUUCAAAUCUUUUUUAAAUCCAAAUAUAAAAUUGUUUUUUAAGAUCUAAUUACAGAACUCAGUAUGUAAGUCAAGUUUGCUGUUCAGGUUUCAUUACUGCUUGGCUUCCACAUUAGCAGUAGAAUCUGCUUGUUUUAUGGCUUAGAAGAUAAGGAAGAUAACUGGUACGUCAUAGCAGGAAAAUAUCAAAUCUAAUUCACGUGAGAGGGAAGACUCAAAGCAAAUCCUUGUGUAAUAUUCUUCCAUUAUUAGCCCAAGCUGCUCAUACAGGAAGAUCACAAAAGUAAAACUUGUAAGUAUUUUGCUUCUCAAUGAAUAAUGUUCAAAUUGGUAUGAAUCAUCUUAGAUCUCCUUCUCCCAAAAUCCUUUCCAGAUUCAGGCUUGCAUUUUCCUACUGCCCACUGUUCUUCAAGCACCAUUGUGCCCUUCUUUCCCAGCUGCAGUUAGUUGUGACAGACAGCAUUUAUGAGCUUUCUCAGAUCCCAUCCAUGCAGUAGCUGCGCUAUUCCAACUAUUUACCCCUCCACCCCCUUCGUGUAAAGUGGAAAGCCAGUCUUUGCUCAGCCUGCAUUUCAUUUGCCACUCAAGAACUGGAACAUACCUCAGUAACACCAUUCCUGUCCUUAACAUGAAGAAUAUUAUACAGCCUUGGUUUUAGCUUUCAGCAGACAUGGGAUUAGUUUCCAGUUUGUUACCACAUACCGACUAUACUGAGCAUCAUUAUAAAUGGUCUGUUGAGGCCUUAAGGAAAGCAUGCUUGGCAAGAGGUUACUUCAAGCAAAGUCAUUUAGUGAAAAGCAGCAGUGUGACUUGAAC
Messenger RNA from Neopsephotus bourkii (Bourke's parrot), 4585 nucleotides. RefSeq names its product SH3 domain containing 19 (gene SH3D19). The record is from RefSeq and is a predicted model, not a curated record. The coding region runs from base 319 to 3420 and encodes 1033 amino acids. Gene Ontology annotation, molecular function: protein binding. NCBI's taxonomy places the organism in Eukaryota, Metazoa, Chordata, Aves, Psittaciformes, Psittacidae. The transcript has 20 exons.